GCAUGGACCUCGGAUUGUCUAUUUGGAGCGCUGACGCGCAUGAGUGCCGAUUGAGCUGACGGCGGGCAUUUCAACGACAGGAAAGAGGAUUGCGAAACUCGCAGAGUGCAAGAGCCGCAAAAUGGGCACGGAGAAUGCCGAGGGCAGCGCCUCAGCCCUGCCGGGUCUUCGUCUGCGCACGCAAGAACCAUAUUGGCAUGACUAUACCACACACGCAAAACAACGGUGGAUCGGACGCGAGUUGCUCGAGAUCUUCACCACUGAAUUCCGCGAUCGCACCAAGGAAUACUACCUGUGGGCCAUUCACAAAGGCGUCUGCACAGUCAACGGCUCUAAAGCAUCACCGCGGCAGAUCGUGAAAGAUGGCGACUUAAUUGUCAACCGUGUGCAUCGACAUGAGCCUCCCGUCACCGCAGAGCCCAUCCGGAUACUGCACAGAGACGACGAUGCCGGAAGACUUGUGGUGAUCAAACCAGGCAGCAUACCCGUCCACAGCGCCGGGAGGUAUCACCGCUCAACGCUCAUUGAGAUGCUGAAAGCAGACCACGGUAUAUCACAAGUCCACACUGCCAAUCGACUCGACCGUCUUACAUCUGGAGUCAUGGUACUUUCCACAAAGAAGGAAGCAGCUUCAAAGCUUGCUGCUGUCUAUUUAUCUGGCGACGUUCGCAAGAACUACGUCUGCAGAGUACGUGGGCGCUUUCCCGGAGACGGGAAGGAAGUGACGUGCGAACAACCAAUAUUGAGCGUCGACCGUCAGUCAGGCGUCAACAUCGUACACCCGCUUGGGAAGCCGUGUAAGACCAUCUUCCAUCGUCUCUCCUAUGACUCUGCAACGGAUACCAGCGUUGUAUGGUGUAGACCGCUAACUGGGCGAACACAUCAGAUUAGGGUACAUGUCCAGUAUCUCGGCCAUCCGAUAUGCAACGACCCCGUCUACGGUCACGCAAUCUGGGAAGGCAGGUCGCAGGAGGACAUGGCGAAAGAGACAGUGAGUACUGAAAGCUGGAAGGGAGAGGGGGGAACCGGCUCGACCGGUUCCUCGAAGGUGGAUGCGAUCAUCGCCGCCAUCAAGGCGCAGCGGGACGGACAGGAGGACUGGGCGCGGUGGAAGGACGAAGUCAUCUACGGCCACCUUCUCCAAGAGGCCGAGCUUGAACUUCCCGAUUUACCCGGGGCAAAUGCUCAGACCGCGCGCCCUGCAAAAGGCAAGGGCGAAGAAGUUCUCAAGAGCCUCGGGAUCGAAAUUGACACCCAAAGCAACCGCUGGCUCAAGCGCGUGGAGACAGAAGCAUGCGGCAUGUGCGACGAGUGCAAGAUCCCGCUUCUUCCUGAUCCCAGACCAGAAGAGCUAUUCAUUUAUCUUCAUGCGAUGAAGUACGAAACAGAAGAGUGGUGCUAUGAGGAUGAGUUGCCGUGGUGGGCACGCGAAGACUGGCAAGAAGCAAUCUCACAAGCCGAACGCAAACGAGGCGGUCAAAUGUUUUCAUCGGGAUCCGCACCUCCAGCAGAACCUGUUGGCUUCUCGAAGGAGUUUCUGGAUCCAGGUGUUGAACUCAGUGAUCCAGCGCAUCCGGCUGUGCCCCCACAGCAAGAACAGGAUACUACAGUUCGUCUGCUGGACAUGUGCAGCGCCCCAUCCUCGUCAAGUGCUCCUGCACCAGCCUGCCCAUUCCCUGUGCUCUUUGAGGUUUUCCAUGGUCUCGAGGACUUUGCUGAGCAGGAUCUGCAGCGUGUGCUGAAAGAGCGCGGUGCAAUGGUGCGGCCACCACCGCUCGGAGCAUGGCUUCAAGCCGGGCACGUACGAGCACAGGUGGAGGACGGAAUCAGCGCGACUCUCGUUGAUGCCUGGCAGGAUGGACAAGUGCGCAGUGCAGAAGCAGCGCACCUCGUAAUGGGCGAAGCACCCCUGGCUCAAGAGGUGGUGCAACGACUGCGCGACGAUCGACGCUCUGGAGGUCGGAGCAGACGACGGGAGAAAAUUGCAUCAGUCAAAGCAAAAUCUGCAGCACCGAAAAGCAAUGCAGAGCACACUGCAGAAGUGGAGCAGGAGCAUUCCUCAUCUGAUCACCCGGAGAAACUGCCGCAGUCUGAAAGGGACCUCAUAGCACUCAUCCGAAAGCUAUGGGAUGAUUGCCUGCCAGCGCGAGAUCAAGCGUUGGCGUUCUGGCGACAACGCAGGAAAACCCAAUACAACGCGCCACUACAAAGUUUUCGAUGCACUUUCAAUCGCUGCGGAUACCUUCUCCCGACGCUCAUCUCCAAGACCAUGGAAUAUGAGUUGAGCGAUUGCGUGUGGAGCUGGCUUAAUGGAAACACCAAGGCGGAUGAUCCACGCAAUGAAUGGACCGUGGAUCUCAAGGCGCCACAAUUGAACAUCGUGUUCAAGAUGGUGCCGAAUUUUGGGGCCAAUGAGCGUCCCAACAACCUCAUCGAGCACGGUCCACCCCCGGCAGGGGCGCUGUUCGUUCUCCUGGAACUGGAUCCACCCGUCGGCGAGUCACAGCUUCGACCAGCGGCUCUCACUGGCGCAGCUGCAGGUGGCGGAACUGCCCUGGCUUUCUACAGAGCGCACACUCUUGCGAACCUUGCUCGAGUCUUCCCGGAACCAGGCCAGUCUGAGGUCAAGUUACUCGAGCCCUGCGUCGGUGUCGGGCGUAUCGCAACAGAGAUGGUUGCAACCUUGCAGAAUCUGCAACUGGACUUCAAGGUGUUUGCUUGUGACAUCGACACGGCCUCAAUUGCUAAAGCCGACGCAGCCAUCACUCUGUGCAACCUGCAUGACCGCAUCAAGACGAGCACGCAGGACGCGACGGAUGUUGACGCCAUGGCCGCCUUCCUUGGCGGCCGUGAGACGAUCGACACCGUCGUCACCGACCUGCCGUGGGGCCACAGGGUGCUCACGAAGAAUCAGGUCCACAGGCUAUACAGGAACCUCCUCCCGGCGCUGCUCGCCUUACUCAAGCCGGGCGGCCACGCGAUCCUCAUGACCGCCGAAUACACACUGCUGCAGCGCAUUGUGGCCGAGCAACAGGUCCAGAGCAAGAAGGAUCAUCUGAGCAAGUAUCGGCUGGCGUUUGCGCCGCUUCACAUUCCAUUUGAAGCAGGAGAGGACAAUGCGGAGGAGCGGAGCGGCGUGGCAGUAUCGUCGGCUCGGAAGUGGGGCGUUCGGAUGGCGGAGGAGUCUGGUGGUCUGCGCAUGGCUCGUUGCGGACACAUUGUAGGCAUUUUUGACCUGCGCAAGGAGCGUGUCCUCUAGUCAAGCAGCAAUUGAAUAUAC
Tilletiaria anomala UBC 951 is the source of this 3280-nucleotide messenger RNA. Its product is annotated as pseudouridine synthase. The transcript is spliced from 3 exons. Lineage: Eukaryota; Fungi; Basidiomycota; Exobasidiomycetes; Georgefischeriales; Tilletiariaceae. The coding region runs from base 122 to 3259 and encodes 1045 amino acids. The record is from RefSeq and is a predicted model, not a curated record. Gene Ontology annotation, biological process: pseudouridine synthesis. Gene Ontology annotation, molecular function: pseudouridine synthase activity; RNA binding.